AUGUCAUCCUCGCCCAGACUUAUUCCUGAGUGGAAGGACUUGAAACUCCUCAUAAAUAAUAUCCUGAACGAUAUAAAGGCCACUCUUCUCUCUCAGGUUGAUGGAACACCAAAGAAUGAUCUGGUUGUACUCAGUGACUGGCCUGAGACUUUAUAUCAGGAGCCGCAUCAUCCCCAGAACAAGCCUUUCAUUUGUUUCUACUCUAUCAAUGUCAAUUAUUUUGUCUCCUUAAACUGGGUGGAACCACAUUCAACACAAAUGCAGGCAGUACUUUGGAUACAGAAAAAAGAUAGAGAAAUGGAAGGAAUGAUAGAGAAGAUGAAGUUUCACGUGAUGGAUCAAGUGCCACCCAUCCAAGCAAUGGUCCAUGCAGGUUCCCACCACAUGUUAAUUGCUUACUGUGGUGACAUGCGCCUGUGGCUCUUUGGAGAUCACCAUCAAGCAUUCACAUCUCUGGGUACAGUUCCCUGCCGUUUCUCCAUCAGCUGCCUCUGCUACGACUCAGAAACUGAGAUGUUACUUUCUGGUACCUUGGGGGCUGUAAUUACCUGGUUUAUCCUACCAAGCAGCAGGGGCCUCCAGAUGGCACAAACAGUGCCCAUGCCUGGUCAUGAGCUUGUACAGGGUUUUUCCCUGAAUGGUCCCCAGGGCUCCCUCCUGGCCUUUUGUGAGAAUAAGGUGAGAGUCUUCACCCACCAGGGUCAGGGCCAGCUGGAAGAGGUAAAGAAGUUCGCUCCCAUAACCAGUGGUUCCUCCAUCACCUGCUCCUUCACUUGUGUCUCUCAGGGCUAUUUCUAUGCUGGAAACAGGGAUGGAGAGGUCCAUGCUUGGGGGCUAGAUCGGGGCAAUUUCCUCCACAGCUUCCAGGCCCAUUUCUCAUCAGUGAUAUGUAUCCAUAGCCGGCCGGAGAUGCACACCUUACUAACGGCAGGCAGUGAAGGUGAACUGAAGGAAUGGAAUCUUGCUUUUGGGAACUUGCUGCGGCAGCUGGUUAUUGGUGUGAAUCUGCAGCAACUGCACUUUAUUGAUAACAGCACUUUCUUCUGUCAGACCACCUACACUUUCUCAUUGCACCACCUGCCUUGCUUUUAUAGCCUCUUCAGUGUUUGUGGGUCUGCUCCCCAGCAGGUGCAGCGUGUCUGCUGUGGCCGUAAUUGGACCCGGAUCCUAUGUGCCACUAAGGAUGGUUUGUUGCGCUUCUUGUCUCCAGUAACAGGAGAGAUUCUUGUUAUCACUUGGCCUCUACUUGUCAUGGAUAAGGCUGUGGCUUGGGCCUAUGACUCAGACAGAGAGGAGCUCUUUGUGGCAACAAACACUUCAGAAGUGCUGGUGUUCGAUGCAACACGCUCGCCUUGCACAGCCAAGUAUCUUAUGUGCACUUCAGUAAACCUUGAGGAUAGAGUAAGAUGCCUGGCCUACGGGCAGUCUCAUUUGGGUAAGGGCCUCGUAGGAUUGAUGUUCUGUGGGCAUGAGAGUGGCAUUGUGAGAAUCCUCUCCCACUAUAGCUGUGCUCGAAUAGAGAAGACUGUUCACUUGGGGGCAGUACUAGCACUGUCUACCCUGGAAGGUCCCCAGGAAAACUCCUUUCUCUGUUCCUAUGGCAUGGAUGAUAUCGUACAGCUGUCAGAAGCUGUGCUUCAGGAGAACAAGGUCAUCUUGCAGCCUAUCAGUAAAAUUCUCUGUAAUUGCCCCCUAAAAUAUGUAAUACUCUUGCCGGGUUCUGUGGGUGCCAUCACCGAGGACCACUGCUGGUGUCUCUGCCACUACCAAGAUUGUCUGACACCUUCAGAAACAAAACUAAACUCUACGUUUAAAGAGAUCAAAUACCUGCACCAGUGUGCCAUCACUUCAUUUGAUGUCUGCUUUUCCCUGAAACUUUUUGUCACAGGAGGCAUUGAUGGCUCAGUCCGGAUCUGGGACUUCCAUGGUAGACUCAUAACUGGGUUUGACUCAGCAUUGCAUUUUGGCCCACUCUGCUUUGCUAAUAAUCGGGGUGACUUGCUUUUGACUUUUAAUCAGAGUCUUUACCUGGUAUCCUGCUUAAAAUUGCUCCCUCCAGCUCUGCUGAUUCACUUAGCUAACCUGAACAAUGCAGAUGAAAUACAAGAAGCCCCUAAACCCUUCCUACCUAGCUUCUUCUUUUCAUUUGAAACAGUAUUUGUACCCAAAUUUGUCUGCCUUGGACAAGGGCUGCAGGAAUUACAAGGACUGGAAGCCCUGGUUAACAAACGGGCCAUCGCCUUUGACAAUACUGUGCCCCAUGUUGUAGAGGAAGAGAGACAGAUCUCCUUUGUGAUACAAAAAAAACCCAAACUACAUUCUUUGGAGGAUAAGGAUAUUACUCUUGACCCCAAGCAGAAUCGUCCCCGACGAGCGGUUCCUGCUCAAUUACGGCUGGUCGGCUGGGAUGGAUUGAACCCCUACCAUAUAUUACGGUGCUUCUUUGGUCAAGGGCGGCAAUGGCUCUUUGCUCCUGAUGGCUACAUCCCCAACUCAGUGGUCCGUGCCCGCCUUUGGCCUGAGGGCACCCCAAUCUUCCUACUCUGUGAUCUGUACCCACCCUAUAGAGAUAAAACUGAACUCUUCAGACGCCAGGCACUGCCACCUAUUACUCUGGCAAAAGAAAAAAUCUCAAAGAGUAAACAGAAGGACAAAUCCAAGUGGAAACAAACUUUCAUUGAUGUUCUUGUAAACAUGACAAAACUAAAUUGGAUAGGACGAAAAUUUGAUGAAGGACUUAUAAAUAAUUUAAUCGAGACUAUACUCAACCUCACAAUUUACUGUUCUGUAGAGCAAUACAAGACAUAUAUUAGUGUCCUGGCACAAAUUUUUGCCACUCAUCAAGUACCUUCAAAUCUGCACUAUGAGACUACCUGUCGUCUCCUGGAAGAUACAACCCAUUCCAGUUCACAGGUCCGUGAGCUAGCGUGGGAGGGGCUAGAGAGGCUAGGCCUCAUGAGCCGUCUCUUUCUUAUUCCACUGGCUAUGGGAUUGAUGGACAGGGCUGAAAAUGUGCGGGCUAAGACCUUAUGCCUUAUGAUAAAAGUCACAGGCAUCCAAACGAAGAGCAUGCUGGUAAGCCUGCUGAAGAAACAAGAGACUUUCCAGGAAAUGCAGCAGAAAUUUAUUGGAGAAGUCUCUCUGGACCGGCUUCUGGGGAUUCAAGCUAAAGAUAUCCGAUACUUGCUUAGUCAGGUGGAGUGGCAGCUAAAUGAAAACCUGAUGUUGUCACAUAGAAGCCAACAAUUGACUUUUGAUGUAUCAAAGGCUGAUAAACUUGAAGCCCCUGUUGAACAAACAUUCAUACCUUCAUCAGAACCUGAAAAGAUCACCAAACUGGAGAAAAGAAUGACACAUGUUGCAGCAAAGAGCAGAAACCUUAUUAAAAGAACUUUAGGCCUAGCCAAAUCCAAAGUGGAUGCUGAAUCAAAGGAGAUCAUGUUGGAAGCCUCAGAAGCCAUGGAAGACACAGAAGAUAUGGAGGUCACAGAGGCAGUGGAGGCCACAGAGGCAGUGGAGGACACAGAGGCAAUAGAGGCCACAGAUAUGAGAGCCACAGAUCGAUAUAGCAUGAAAGAUUAUGGAAAGACGAUCCUUAAGCCAGAAAGACGAGAAUACAUAGAAAAGCUUUGGAAUAGGGAAGAGGAGGAACCAGGUGAGGAAAAAGAGUGGCUGGGUGAGGAAAAGGAGCUGGGUGAGGAAGAGGAGGGGCCGGAUGAGGAAGAGGAGUUGCGUAAAGAAGAGAAGGGGCCCGGUGAGGAAGAGGAGGGGCCGGGUGAGGAGGAGGAGCUGCGUGAAGAAGAGAAGGGGCCUGGUGAGGAAGAGGAGGAGCCCCGUGAGGAAGAGAACGGCCUGGGUGAGGAAGAGUCGCUGGGUGAGGAAAAGGAGGGGCCGAGUGAGGAAGAGGAGGGACCCGGUGAGGAAGAGGAGUGGCUGAGUGACGAAGAGGAGCUGGGUGAGGAAAAGGCGGGGCCGAGUGAGGUAGAGGAGCUGGGUGAGGAAGAGGAGGGACCCGGUGAGGAAGAGGAGUGGCCGAGUGAGGUAGAAGAGCUGGGUGAGGAAGAGGAGGGGCCGGGUGAGGAAGAGGCGGGGCCCGGUGAGGAAGAGGCGGGGCCCAGUGAGGAAGAGGAGGGGCCGGGUGAAGAAGAGGCGGGGCCCGGUGAGGAAGAGGAGGGGCCGGGUGAGGAAGAGGCGGGGCCCGGUGAGGAAGAGGAGCUGCGUGAGGAAGAGGAGGGGCCGGGUGAGGGAGAAAGGGAACUGGCUUGGGAUGAGGGGGAACUAAUCCUGGGCACAGAGAAACAAGUUAAAAAGAAGAAAAAGUCCCGUAGAAAGAAACACGUCCAGGGUAUAGAAAAACAUGUUGCGGUAGAGGCCUGGAAGGAGGGGAAACUGGCCCAGGAAGAGGAACAUUUGUCUAGAGAAGAAAAAGAGCUGACUGGGGAAGAGAGAAAAUGGGCAUUAGAAAGGGGCAACUUGGUGGAAGGAGAAAUUAAAUUGACGAGAAAACAAAAGGAAUGGUUAGUGAAGGAGGAAAAAGCAGCCCGUAAAAAGAAAGAAGUCCAAGAAAAGAAAGUUGGGAAACAGGAGAAAGAAGACCAGAAAGAGAGGCACGCUAAGAAAGACGAGGAAAAGGCCAAGGACAAACACUCAGCCUGGCAAAGAAAGAAACUGGGCCUAGGAGAGGAAGGGUUUGCGGAAAUGGAGAUACUGUCGCAAGAAGAUAAACGGACUCAGGAAAAGAUGGAGAGCCUGAGCAAGGAGGAAGAGAGCCUGAGCAAGGAGGAGGAAGAAGAGGAGAGCCUGAGCAAGGAGGAGGAGGAGGAGAGCCUGAGCAAGGAGGAGGAGGAGAUGGAGAGCCUGAGCAAGGAGGAAGAGAGCCUGAGCAAGGAGGAGGAAGAAGAGGAGAGCCUGAGCAAGGAGGAGGAGGAGGAGAGCCUGAGCAAGGAGGAGGAGGAGAUGGAGAGCCUGAGCAAGGAGGAAGAGAGCCUGAGCAAGGAGGAGGAAGAAGAGGAGAGCCUGAGCAAGGAGGAGGAGGAGGAGGAGAGCCUGAGUGAGGAGGAAAGGGAGAGCCUGAGUGAGGAGGAAGAGGACGAGGAGGAGGAGAGCCUGAGCGAGGAGGAGGAGGAGAUGGAGGAAAGGGAGGAAAGGGAGGAAAGGGAGAAGGAUGAGGAGAGCUUUACUAACAGACCAUGCUACUCAGAAGCAAGCUUCCCAGAUGAGGACUGGAUCAAUAGUGCCUUAGUAAGGGUGGAAGCAGGAGAGCAACUUUCCAGGGACAGCUUCCAUAGACUAAACCAGUUCCUCAGAGACUUCACUUCAAAGGGAUACUUGAAAUGGAUGCAUCUGUCCAAUCUUAAAGCCAUUGCUAAACACUUCAGGCAAGACCUAGAGGUAAGUCACCCAGAUCUAUCACAGUCCUUUAAGGAUGUUUCAAGUCCACUACACUUAAAAGUGAUCCCUCCAAUUAGAAAAGAAAAAGAGAGCUGGCUAGAGCCAAUCCCUAUCCCUGAACCGAAACCACUGCCCAUCCCUGUACCAGUAUUACCAUCAACAACCAAGAGGAUUCCAGACACAAAGGCUGUAAGUUGGGAUCUUCUAGGAGAACCUUACAGGACUGCACGGGCACAACAGUUAUCUAAUGCUCUCAGGCAGAUGGAGAUGCGACACUUUUAUCCUGCCCCUAGAGACACUUUCAUGGGUGCUCAUGCCUCUGUGGACAAACAAACCCUAGCGCUGAUGUUUCAGAAGGAUCUCAGGGCUUUUAAAGGUAAAGGCAGGCCCCCCAAAUUGCCCCAGUUGGAGAAGGCUCAGCCCAGCUCUAAAAAGAAGGAAGAUGUGCCUCUAUGGGAGACGUUCGUGGCACUGUACCAUGUUUUGCAGAUGUUGCAGAAGCGAUACGCAGAAGACAGUGCUGCUUGGAUGGAACAGUUCUACCAGCUCAUGGACCUGUACCAACUUAAGUCCCCUGGAAUCCAGAGGCUUCUACUAGAGUUGCUGCAGAGAAAGGAACUCCAACCCCAAGAGACCAUCUACAAAAAGGCCCUGAAAGCCAAGGAGCUGGUGCUUGGUGAGCGGUUAUUCUAUGGCCUGUUUUGUGGUAGUUCCCAUGCUCCUGCAGGUCCCAGGUUCCAGAAUGUUGUACCCCUUCCUGGGAAGAACAAGGUGCAUACUAUCCAACCUGUGGGCAUCGCUCAGUAUGGGUUCCUAGAACUUGCCUGGAAAAGCCUGCCACAAGUCAAUCCUUACCUUAAUGAGAGGCUGCCCAACAUCCCUACUCCUACUCUCUGA
This is a messenger RNA of Pteropus alecto (black flying fox), 6288 nucleotides long. RefSeq names its product WD repeat-containing protein 87. Bases 1 to 6288 code for a protein of 2095 amino acids. The transcript is spliced from 9 exons. Lineage: Eukaryota; Metazoa; Chordata; Mammalia; Chiroptera; Pteropodidae. The record is from RefSeq and is a predicted model, not a curated record. Gene Ontology annotation, molecular function: protein binding.